AGACAAAGCAAUUCGCACCUGCGGCUGUACGGUAUAAAAGGCCCAGGUGAGUGGCAUUGAAGUCAUUCGUGUUUGCUCAUCCGUCCCGUUCACAGCAGCAUUCCACUUGUCACAUCCCUUUCCAUCAUCUCGUGUGCAACUUUGUCUUCUAAUUAUGGGUCGCCAUUCGUUCUCGUUGUUGUUGGCUGUCGUGUGCUGGAUGGCUGGGUUAACCGUAGGUGGUCCGAUGAUGGGUGGAUAUUCUUACGAAAUUACUACACCAAAGUCUUACUACACCACGAAAGCUGACGAGUAUUACACUACGAAGAAGGUGGAGUAUUACACCACACCAGCCCCGUACUACACCACGACAUAUGCGGCACCGUCUUACUACACUGAAGCUCCAAAGUAUUACACAACGAAAGUGCCAGAAUACUACACCACAAGCUACGCAUCUCCGAGUUACUACACCGAAGAACCCAAGUAUUACACGACAGCGCCUCCUGUCUAUUAUGCUGAGCCGGUGCACUACACGGAAGCUCCGAAAUAUUAUGCUGCUCCCAGCUAUUAUGCCACUGAGGCUCCUUACUACACCACUAAGGCGGCUGAGUAUUACACCGAGGCUGUGAAGUAUUACUCUGCUCCGAGCUACACCACUACAGCUGCACCUUACUACACCACUGAAGCUGAAAAGUAUUAUGUAGCUCCGACUUACUACACCACUGCUGCUCCUUCCUACUACACUGAGGCACCAAAAUAUUAUUCUUCUUCUGCUCCAUCGUACUACACCGAAGCACCAAAAUACUACACCACUGCAGCCCCAGCCUACUACGCCGAGCCAACCUACUACACCACUGCAGCCCCAGCCUACUACGCCGAGCCAACCUACUACACAACUGCUGCAUCGUACUACGCCGAGCCAACCUACUACACCACUGCUCCCUCGUACUACGCCGAGCCAACCUACUACACCACUGCUGCUCCCUCGUACUACGCCGAGCCAACUUACUACACCACUGCUGCUCCAUCGUACUACGCCGAGCCAGCCUACUACACCACUGCUGCUCCAUACUACACUGAGGCCCCGAAAUACUACACCACUGCUGCUCCAUACUACACUGAGGCCCCAAAAUACUACACCACUGCUGCUCCGUACUACACUGAGGCCCCGAAAUACUACACCACUGCUGCUCCAUACUACACUGAGGCCCCGAAAUACUACACCACUGCUGCGUCUUCGUACUACACUCAGGCGCCAAAAUACUACACCACUGCUGCUCCAUCAUACUACACCGAGGCGCCAAAAUACUACACCACUACUUAUGCUGCUCCUUCCUACUACACCGAAGCUCCAAAGAAUUAUAAAGCUAGUUACUAACAAAGCAAUGUGUUCUGAUAUCAAAGUGUUACUAGUCAUUGAUGUGAAGUUGAUUGAAAGAUUGAAAUAUAACUUAUUGUCAGUA
Molecule: messenger RNA, 1442 nt
Organism: Daphnia magna
Lineage: Eukaryota; Metazoa; Arthropoda; Branchiopoda; Diplostraca; Daphniidae
Product: extensin-2
Exons: 2
Coding region: 155-1357 (400 amino acids)
Source: RefSeq, a predicted model, not a curated record